Messenger RNA from Alligator mississippiensis (American alligator), 1422 nucleotides. RefSeq names its product tigger transposable element-derived protein 1-like. The transcript has 3 exons. Gene Ontology annotation, cellular component: nucleus. Bases 1 to 1422 code for a protein of 473 amino acids. Lineage: Eukaryota; Metazoa; Chordata; Crocodylia; Alligatoridae. Gene Ontology annotation, molecular function: DNA binding. The record is from RefSeq and is a predicted model, not a curated record.
AUGGGUAGAGCUUUGGAUAUCCCCCGAACAACUAUUGUGAUCAUCCUGAAAGACAAGGCAAGAAUUCAGGAGCAUGUUAAGGACUCAGCUCCUAUGCACUCAACUGCGAUAACUAAGCAGUGUGUUGGACUUAUUGCUCAGGCUGAGAAACUGUUAAUCAUUUGGCUAGAGGAUCAAAAUAAAUGCUGUGCUCCUGUGAGUUUAGGUAUAAUUCAGGAAAAGGCUAGGAGUCCUUAUGAUGAUCUAAAGAAACAACAUGGGGAGAGUUCUAACACUGAGCCUUUUACUGCAAGUAAGGUGUGGUUUAUGUAUUUUAAAGCCAGAGCCAAUUUACAUAACAUCAAGGUCUCGGGUGAAGCUGCCAGUGCUGAUGAAGAGGCAGCUCAUGCUUUUCCUGAGACAUUGGCUGAAAUAAUUGAAGAAAAUGGCUAUUGUGCUCAGCAAGUUUUUAAUGUUGAUGAAACUGGAUUCUUUUGGGAAAAAAUGCCAUCGAGAACCUACAUUGCCAAAGAGGAGGAAUCCAUGCCAGAGUACAAGGCUGCUAAAGAUAGGCUCACUCUUUUGCUUGGGACCAAUGCUGCAGGUGACUUUAAACUUAAACCUUUACUUGUGUACUGUUCAGAAAACCCCAGAGCUUUGAAGAAACAUUCCAAGGCAUUUCUCCCAGUGAUGUGGAAAUCCAAAUCUAAGGCAUGGGUCAAUAAGAACAUUUUUGAGGAUUGGUUUAAUCAUAAUUUUGUGCCAGGUGUCAGGGAUUAUUGCAUCAAAAACAAUCUUGCAUUUAAAGCAUUGUUAAUCCUCGACAAUGCUCCUGGUCAUCCAACCAUCCUUGAUGACAUGCAUCCUGACAUCAAAGUGGUGUUUCUGCCCCACAACACCACCUCAUUGUUGCAACCUAUGGACCAGGGAGUAAUUGCAUCCUUCAAGGCCUACUAUCUUAGGUGCACAUUUGCCCAGGCCAUCAGAGCAAGUGAGAAGGAGUGUGGACCAACUCUGAAGAAAUUCUGGAAGGGCUUCAACAUUUACCAUGCAGUUAAGAACAUUGGCUUUACAGACACUGUUGAAGAGGUGACCAAAAAUGUUGCUGAAAUGGGCAAAGAACUCAACGUAGACGUUGCACCAGAAGAUGUUGAUGAAUUGCUGGCAUCCCAUUCUGAAGAAUUAACCAAUGAGGACCUAUUUGAAUUGGAACAGCAAAAAGUGGCAGAGGAAGAAGAUGUACCCACUGUUGAAGAGACUAGUCCUCAUAAAGUCUUGACAACAAAAGUGUUGGCUGAGGCAUUUCAACAUUUGGAAGCUGCUAUGUCCCUGUUUGAGGAACAUGACCCCGACAUUGAAUGCAGUGCAUCAAAGUUCAAGCUAUCACAGAAGAUGUGGGAAAGCAAACAUUAUAACAGUACAGGCUGCACUCAAAAGGAAUGA